Uloborus diversus is the source of this 932-nucleotide messenger RNA. Its product is annotated as RNA-binding protein Rsf1-like. The transcript has 4 exons. The record is from RefSeq and is a predicted model, not a curated record. The coding region runs from base 1 to 726 and encodes 241 amino acids. Lineage: Eukaryota; Metazoa; Arthropoda; Arachnida; Araneae; Uloboridae. Gene Ontology annotation, molecular function: RNA binding.
AUGGCUCAAUUCCGCUUCAUUAUGAUCGUCAUAUAUCCCACAGUUCUCCUUGACCUGAGAGUAAGAUAUCUGCGCAAGCAUGUCAUUGCUAUUUUUUUUUAUGUCCGUGGGGUGGCGCUCUUUCCCCGUCGUAUCUCUCUUGCGCCAUUUUCGUCAAACGGAAGAUCGGAAGUAAAGAAUUGUGCGGAGAUCUGUAGUAAAAGUAUAACAAAUAAAAUGAGACCUACUUCAGUUUAUGUUGGUGGUUUAAGUGAAGAUGUACAAAAAGAAGAUUUAGAAAGGGAGUUCGGAAAGUAUGGCACUCUUACUAAAGUUUGGGUCGCAAGAAAUCCACCUGGUUUUGCUUUCAUUGAAUUUGAAGAUGACCAAGAUGCUAACGAAGCAAUAAAAGAAUUGAAUGGUGCCACCAUAAAUGGCUCAGAAAUAAGAGUUGAUAUAUCUCGAGGACGCAGAGGAAGACGUGGUGGUGGUGGCGGUGGUGGAAGUUUCCGUGGUGGUAGAGAUGGGGGAUAUUCUAGAGGUGGACGAGGAGGCUAUGAUGGUGGCUUUAGACGUGGUGGUGGUGGAGGCGGUGGCGGAUAUAGAGGUGGCAGAGGUGGAUCCAGGUAUGGUGGAGAUCGUGGAUCCUAUGGAGAAAGGUCCUACAGCAGCGGAGGUGAUUAUAGAAGUUCUGGAGGUUACAGGAGUCGUUCCCCGAUGGGUCAAAGAAACGGCAGCAACUGGUAAGGGCUCACUGAUCAUCGAUAGCCAUUGCCUCUGAACUUCGACGCUCGUGUGGGAGCAAUUCGUCAUUGCCAGAUAUUUUGCUGUUUAUAGUCUUCAUUGAACAUAUGUGUCCAUUUUCAGUUUUUAAAUUUUCAAGUUUCAUCAGUUAAAUUUUCGUAUUCGUCUGUGAUGUAUUCAUGACACAAUAAAAUAUAAAACCAUGAAAA